This is a messenger RNA of Salvia miltiorrhiza (redroot sage), 513 nucleotides long. Its product is annotated as transcription factor TGA2.2-like. The record is from RefSeq and is a predicted model, not a curated record. The coding region runs from base 1 to 513 and encodes 170 amino acids. Gene Ontology annotation, biological process: DNA-templated transcription. The transcript is spliced from 2 exons. Gene Ontology annotation, molecular function: sequence-specific DNA binding. NCBI's taxonomy places the organism in Eukaryota, Viridiplantae, Streptophyta, Magnoliopsida, Lamiales, Lamiaceae.
AUGUGGCGUCGCAGCCCGGUGCAAACGGCGACGACGACGGCCCCAACACGGCAGCGAGAGGAUCUUCGUGUUCACGAUGAAUCACAUCGAGAAGCUCGAUCCGACAUUGCUGAGGUGCGGGAGAAUGAACAUGCACAUCCAUAUGAGCUACUGCUAGUUUUCGGCACUCAAAAUUCUGUUGAAGAAUUAUUUAGGAUACGAGGAGAGCGACCUGGAGAUGGAGGCGGUGGAGGAAUUCUCAGCGGUGAUCGACGCAGUGGAGAUGACGCCGACAGAUAUAUAUAUAUACCAUUGAUUUUGUGGAUUGGUGGUUUUCGACCGUCGGAACUUCUGAAGAUUCUGGUGAGCCAGCUUGAGCCUCUAACGGAGCAGCAGCUGCCGGGGAUCUGUAACCUGCAGCAGUCAUCGAACCAAGCAGAAUACGCACUUUCGCAGGGUAUGGAGGCGUUGCAGCAGUCUCUAGCGGAGACGUUGGCCAGUGGUUCGAGUGCGAAUGUGGUUCGAGGGAGAUGA